Molecule: messenger RNA, 8412 nt
Organism: Ylistrum balloti
Lineage: Eukaryota; Metazoa; Mollusca; Bivalvia; Pectinida; Pectinidae
Product: MYND-type zinc finger-containing chromatin reader ZMYND8-like
Exons: 25
Coding region: 103-5277 (1724 amino acids)
Biological process (GO): regulation of DNA-templated transcription
Molecular function (GO): DNA binding; protein binding
Source: RefSeq, a predicted model, not a curated record
GGCUGUAUAGAAGACUGAGAUAGUUUGACAAUCCCCGACUUACUGCAGACUUUUAACAGAAACACAGGGUUAUACUGCAGGGGUAGUAUUUAAAGAUCCACCAUGAGUCAAGGGCGUGGGGAGAACAGCAGAGAUACUAUAUCCCUGCGAAGACGCCGAGAACUGCAGCGAAUCUUACCUAAGAAGGAAGCAGAGAAGCCAAAGGAUGUUGAAAAGCCAAAAGAGAAAGAAAAAGACGGAGAAAAAGAGAAAGAAAAAGACGGAGAAAAAGAGAAAGAUAAAGUUGAACAGAUACAAGAAUCUCCACCCGCUGCUGGAAGUCGAGGUAUACGGACACGCCUCUCAACAGGCAGUAUCCAUAUGAAUGGCACAUACACUGUUGCCGUGGCCAAGGAGAUUGAAAAUAACCAAAAUCUGAUGCAUAAAGACCCAAACCUAGACCAGGCAGUCAGUGGGAGGUCUCAUGAUUCCUGGACAGCUGAAGAGAAACUCAAAAUCGUCGACUUUGCUGAAAAGUUUGGAAACAGAGCAGCUGGACGUCGGUUCAAUGUCGGGGAAUCCAAUGUACGUAAUUGGAGGAGACUGGAAGAUGAUCUAGCGGCCAUGCCUGCCAGCAAACGGGCAAACAGAGGUAAACAACCUUCACAUCCAAACUUGGAGGAAGAACUGUAUGCUUGGAUCCGUGAUUGUAAAGAAGACGGUAUUGAUGUGGGGUCAACAGAUAUAAGAAAUCACGCAGCAGAGCUCUGUAAAACCAAGUACCCUGACCCAAACUUCAAGGCCUCGCUGAAUUGGUGUUACCUGUUUAUGCGUCGACACCACCUCAGUCUACAACAGGUACCAACGACGCCACCCUCCAGCUCUCCCACCACGAGUAGCAGUGGCAGAAAACGUGGUCAUACAGGAGUGGUAGAGGGAAUUCAUUCUCAGGGCCCAGGAGGACAAACAGUUCCACCCAAACGUCGCAAAAUUGGACGCAAUGAUGGAUCUGGAGAGGACAAUAGAAAUGACUAUUUCUGUUGGCUCUGUCACAAGGAAGGGACAGUGAUCUGCUGUGAACUGUGUCCACGUGUGUACCAUACCAAAUGUCUAAACCUUGGGCUCAAGCUUCCUAAAGACUGGGUCUGCCCAGAGUGUGAGAAGAUAAUGAGAGCAGAGUGUAUUGAUACUCGUUCAAAGGCCAUGUCUAUGAUAAGUAUAGAUACGCUGUGUACACUACUGAAGUAUGCACUGGAAAGAAUGACACACCAAGGGAGUGACCCAUUUAUGAAGCCAGUUGACCUUAAUGCUGUCCCUUAUUAUACAGAUUAUAUCUACAAUGCCAUGGACCUUGGCCAGCUUGAGAGGAACAUCAAAAAGAAGUUGUAUGGUUGUACAGAGGCCUUUCUAGCUGAUGCAAAGUGGAUCCUACACAACUGUAUUAUCUUUAAUGGCACUCAUCAUAAACUCACAAGUAGUGCCAAGAUGAUCAUCAAGAUCUGUAAGCAUGAGAUGAAUGAAAUAGAGCUGUGUCCGGACUGUUAUUGGAACUCUUGUGUUCGUAAAAAUGAGGAGUGGUUCAGCGAGACGUGUAGGACACCUCACACUCUAGUCUGGGCCAAACUAAAAGGAUACCCGUUCUGGCCCGCAAAGGCGCUAAGAGAGGAAGACGACCAAGUGGAUGUUAGAUUCUUUGGGGCUCAUGACAGAUCAUGGGUUCCCACAUCACAGGUCUACAUGUUAUCUAAAGAUAUCCCGACACCUGCGAAAAACAAAAGAGGAGGAUUUGAAAAUGCUAUGGAAGAACUGGAAAUACACAUCAGGAAAAUAAGGGAAAAAUUCGGAAAUUUUGAAUAUGCAAGUUUUAGGAUGCCUUACGAUAAAAAUCAUGUUUACUUCCACAACAAGAUGAAGCAGCCAUUUAGGAAAGGUCGGCAAGCAACAAACAACUCAAAGUUCUCACCUAAACCCAAAUCAUAUACAGUUAAACAUGUUUAUACAAACAAGAAUCCUUCAGAAAGUCCAACGAAGGCAGAGAGACAGUCAGCAAUGCUGAAAACAGCUGAUGCUGUCCGAAGUAAAUAUAACACUAUGAUAACAACACGACGCAUUACUGCUGAAGCUACUCAAAGUGGCACAGAAACUGUUGUUGCAACAUCAAGUUCACCAAAGAAAACCGACCUUGGAAUCGGGCAGACAAAUCGUAUCCAGGUUUUGCCAUCAAAAGUUUCUCCAAAGCAGGUUGGUCAAGCAAUGGUCAUUCCUACCAAUCUGAUAAAAGUGGUCAAGCUCCCCUCAUCCACAGCAAAUACAAUUAUUGUUAAGCAGGGAGAUAUUGAGAGGAAAGUGAUUAUCAAACAGCCAGAAAACCAGUCUAAGGUCAGUAUUGUUGACAAAGUACAGGACAAGAUUAAACAAAUGAAUGCAGAUAGACUUGAUGUGGAAGGUGAAGAAGGAAGUGCAUCACAACCAAAAACAGAAGACACCAACAAUCAAAGUAGUCGUGAUAUUUCUGCAAUAAGUGAUAAAAAAAUGAAGUCUGACAAUACAGAAUCUGUUAGAGAUCCAUUGAUUUCCGAAGAUAUUUCCGAUGAGAUUUCAAACGCAAAUGUUACAUCAGAUCACAGUGACAAAAUGGACACUGAUGACAGUGUUAUAGAGUCUGACCACAACCAAGAUAGUAGUAUGUCGCCCUCUAAACAAAUCUACCUCACAAAUCUACAGAAGACAAUACAGUCGUGCAAAGAAAAACUAGGUUUGAGUGAUGAUUCUGUUCUGUCUGCGGAUGAAGUUGAUGAUGAUGACGAUGAUGAUGAAGAUGAAGAUUUACACGAUCAGAAAGAAGAGUGUGAAAAAAAUGAUUCGUGUGAUGCAAAUAAGAAUAAUAGUAUUUCAAUGGAAACUGACAUUUCAUCAGAUAAAUGUGUGACAGUGUCCUCAGCUGAUAAUUCGACAGAAAUCAAAAGUGAUGAAGAUUCAGGAAGUAAUGUUAUUGAUUCAGCUAGUACUGAUCAACCAGAAACGGUGAACACAACUGAGGCUGAAAAAAUGGAGACAGAAUCAGAGAGUGUGGUUAAACAGAUACAAACUGAUGAGGAUGAGGGUAGGACCCAGCCACCAACAGAUCAAAAACGGGAUCAGACCAGUGUGUCAAAAGACAAUGAGAAAAACAGACAGACUGUGGAAUCAAGAAGUACCCCACAGAAAGAGAAUUCAGAUGAUUCAGUUGAAAGUGAAGGAGUUCAGAAUUCAGAGUGUUCUUCUGAUCUUGUGCAGGAAAGUGAUGAUCAUAUGAACAAAGACAUAAUAGAGGAAAAGAAAAACAAUAAUACAGAUGAGUCGGCUUCACCACAGAAAAACAGUGUGCUAGAAUCAACAUCCAAGCCAAAAGGAUCAGAUUCUAAAGACACAAGUGUCGCAAAGUUGAGUACUUCUCUGAUGGAAGUUGACAAUCAAUCCAACCUUGUGACAGAGGUGGAGAGUGACUCUGAUACUGACCAUUUGGUCAUGGAUCUUUGUGAUGGUGAAGAUCUAUCUGUAACGACAUCAAAAUCUGAAACUCCAGCUAAACACUCUGUGUCCCCUCCUGUAGUAAAGUCAAGUACUGGUGCUAGUGAUAAAUUCAAACAGAUAGACUUGACUGGGGUCAAUAAGGUUGUGAUAGUGAAACAGUCUCCCUCAUCGGGAGCAAACACUUCAAAGUCUCCAUCAAGCUCUGUUGCCAAACCUCUCACUUCCAAGUCUCCUAUUUCCAGGAAGUCCCCAGCUGUGUUUGGCAAGCGUGUCCCAUCUGCAGAGUUCUUCCAGAAUGCUGUAGAGAAGACUAUGGGAUCACCAAACUCCAGGAUGGAUAAACCCAAAGAAACCCAGCAAGAAUCGAUAGAAGACUUAAGCUCCAAUCCCGACUCUGAUGUACCUGCUCACUCUGAGAUCAUCUCAAAGUUUACUAAGAAGUUAAUGGGAUCAAUACAAGGAACCUUUGAGAUGAUGUGUAGCGAAUUCAUUUCUCAGGAACUUCAACCUAAGAACGUGACAAAAGAUCUGCAGGCUGAGAUACAGAAGAUGCGAUGGGAACAGCACCAACAGAUUCUGGAACUCAAACACAACUUCCAAUUGACCAUGGCUGAAAUGAAGACUUGCUGGGAGGCAGAAAAACAGAGAAUUGUAUCAGAAAUAAAUAGCAUGAAUAGCAAAGACAAGGAGAAAGCCAUCAAUGAAACCAAGAAAAAACAAUGGUGUGCCAGCUGUGGUAAGGAGGCAAUAUUCUACUGUUGUUGGAACACUAGUUACUGUGACUACCCUUGCCAACAGGCCCACUGGCCCAAACACAUGCCCACUUGUAUGCAGACCCAGCAGGCACAAGCUGCAGCCAAUGAAAAGGAGGCAGCUGACAAGGACAACCAAUCAACUGCACCAGCUUCAAGUGUUAAGGCCAGUGCACAAGAUCAAGAACGAACGGUGGACAUUUCUGUUAGUAGUUCCAAGUCUGUGACCGGGAACCUGGUGGCCACUGCCACUGUGAAACAGACCACUCCGGUGUUGGGAAGUGGAGAGAGUCCAAUUGAUGUAGAGAUGGAGAGACCCCGACCCCAGCAGUGGGACCAGCCCAGUGUCCAACCCAUACGUCAGGACUGCUCGCCCUACAUACAUGCUCCUCCCUCUAGUGCUGUACAAGUACCGCAAGCUGGACUCCAGUUCACUUCCAUUGUACCCACUCCUGGGACAGCCUCUCCAAUUAACCAGGAACAAAUGAAGAAGAAGCAAACAUGUCAUGGUUGGUCAGAGCAGAGUAUGGCAGAGGCCUACAAUGCUGUGAUGACAGGUGGUAUGUCUGUUAACAAGGCAGCUAAGGUAUUCCAGGUUCCAAGAAUCCGUCUAGCAGACCGCAUCGCUGCACUCGGAAAGGCGGCACAGUUGCCACCAGGGAGUAACGGUCAGCCGAUUCCACAAGGCAACUGUAAUCCACAGAUGAUGUCUGGGAACAUUGUGACAAGUCAGCCCAUUCUGCAGUAUGUCCAGUCUCCGCAGCCCAUCAUCUCCUUACCGCCUAGCUCUUUACCUGUCCAGCAGUUUACACCACAGAUGGGGAUGCAGACAGUGCAGGUUCAGGGCCAACCAACACCUACUGGCCUAGUGCAAAACCAACAGGCUAUUGUCCAGAAUCGCUCACUUGUUCAACCCAAUAGUUCAGUCCUCUUCCCAAUGAAUGUUGCUGGGGGUGUGAUGCCCGGCAACCUUGUUUUCUCGCAGUCUGGUCCUCGUCCAUAUCAGUUACCAAGGCCCUAUUUGGGUCUGUGAAGGCCCUCUUAGACCAUCUUACUGCAAAUGUCUGGCAGUUUUGUUUCUUCCAGAUUGACCUACUCCACAUUUAAUGCCAAGGCCCUAUCAGAGUCAUUAUAGUCCCUCUCACAACAGAUGCUUGGCUGUCUUAUUUUCUCUCAGUUUGAUCAUAGGCCAUACCUUUUUACUGAGGCCCUAUAAGGGCCUGUAGAACACAUAUCUGAUAUUAUAAACCAUGUCAGUUUAACCUAAGCAUUACAUGUCCACAUAGUUCUGAAUGUUAGGGUACAUUGGAAAAAAAGUCAGAAUGGUUAGUAGCUUGUGUCCAAAUGUGAAUGUUAGUUCAGUAUUUGUCUAAAAACAAAAAAGUGUUCAUAAACUGAAAUCAAAGUUCAAUACUCCUGUCCCUCUGCUAUGCACAACAACAGAAAUGCAAUGUUGAUCUGUGUUGUGAUGUUACUCAAAUAUGAAGCUUGUGUAUACCUUGUAUAUCCUGUGUAUCUAGUUUCAAAAUGUCCUUGGUUUACACCCCCUCCGCCCAUAUACUAAAGACACUUGAUUAAGCUGCUCUUUGAAUUUAACUAGGUUGCACUGGAAAUGAAUUUCACAUAAUGUUUUAUAGAAUCUUACUUUGUUGCCAUUAUGGUGUUAUGUUGUUGGUGCUAAUUUUAUACAGUCAUGAUGGACACGGCGAGCAGUGUUUACGGAAUUCUAUAGUGCUGAUAGUGAGUUUUCACUGUUAUAUUAUGCUCCUAUACUUUUAAAUCUGACAUGUUAAUACCUGUGUGUGUUAAGCCAAAGUCUCAAUGCUAUAUGGAUCAAUAUACAAUGCAGUUACAACCAAAAAUAUCAUUCAUGUUAUGAAUUAUUGUGAAAGAAAUCUUGUUCACACAAUCAAAAAUGAUUUGACAGUUUAAUUUUGCUAUGCAUAAAAUACAACCUGUGAGUUUGAACAGUCGUUGGCAGUAUACCAGUUACUGAAAAGGAUGUUUGUUGGACAGUGAUCAUCUGUCAAAAUACAGUUGCCAUGUAACCCAGCUGAUAAAUAGGAUAUGUAAGAAAGAUGAUAUGUUGAAGACAAAUGCUUUGUGUCAGAAUCUUGUUACACAGUAGUAAUAUUGGAUGUGAAAUUUUAUGGCCCGUAAGUUUACUUUUUGAAGAAAACAAGGUGAUGUCAUUCCAUCAUAAGAUCUAUUUUUGUCCCAUGAUUCAGUAUUUGUACCAAGUAUUAUUUUCAUUUUAUUGUAACAAAAUUUAAAAAAUGAAAUGUGAAGUUUGAUAACAGAACUGCAACAUGUGGGAUAUGAAUUCUGGGGUAAACUAUUGAAGUCAUUUCAUUGCUACUGUCUGCCAGGAUUAAGACCUUGUCAAAACUCACACAAUGUGACUUCAGGUCCAGAUGCUGAAUGUUAUUACAGGUUGUGUACGAGUAGGUGACACAUCAAUGUAUAAGAAGUCAAGUUAUACUUUAUCUCAAUACAAAAUGAAAGUUUGUUUUUGCUUUUCAGUUUUUAUCCUUAAGUCAAGCAAAGGUAAAUCUCAGCCUUUAUUAAAAGAGAUUUGUUCUCUCUCUCUUUCUCUCUCUCAAAUGUGAUAUUCUUUUAAGGAUAUGAAACUAAAACCAAAUGAUUUGAUGAAAUCAACCAGUUGUGUCCUAUUUGGACUGUGGUUGAUGGUAUGUCAGGAUUUUUAUGUUUACAAGUGUGAGAAGCAGUGGUAUAUCAUGGGGUACCAUAUAUUUAUAUAUAUCUGAAUACCUUUCUCAAAGGUUGUAUGACUGAAGGCACUAUACUGAAGUGAAUUUAGGCCUUUUAAAAAUAGUGUUCAUGAUGUUGGUUUCCUUACUCACAUUCAUUUAAGAUGUGUUCAUUUUUUUUCAAAAAAUCAUCACUUCAUAUCAUUUAAAAAAUGGCUGUUAUUUUUCAAAUUCUAUGUUACCAAUAAACAAUACAGCCUUCAUUGAAUAUAUUUGGUCCUCAGAAGGGCUCAGGAAUUUUCAACAAAUUAGAUAUUUAUGAAUGUUAAGGUUAUACUUUGGAAGAAUUUAGAGCAGUUUUUGAAAACAUGAAAUAUACAGAAAAAAAACAACCCUGAAACAGAAAAAUGCAAUUGCUAAGAGCUAUUAAUAUGAUAUACUUUAUUUUUACAACAAUUGCGAAACAAGUUCUACCAACUAACUGGCAUAUUAAUCCCUAUUGUUGGCCUUGAUGGAAGUGCACCAGAGGUCUUAUUGUUUGAGAAAACUGGAGUAUCCAGGGAAAACCAACUAAUCAGGCAGGUGACCCCAUACCUUUUGACAUCCAUUCUGGGAACCCUGGACAGCUAAGUGAAGUGUGAGUGGGUCACCACGGUGUCACCCAACCAUCUAAGAACUAAGAGCUAUUAACAGUUAUAAUGAGCAUUCUGAAAACUUCAUGCCAUAUAUACAUAAACAUUUAAGGAUUUUAGUGAGUGAAAUGAAUAAAAAAAGUUACAGUUUACGGUGUAUGUAAAUUGUGUGCUAUUCAGACACUGAUUUGUCUUGUCAUAAGGUAAGGGGUAUAUGUACUGAUGGGACAAUUUCAAAAGCCCCUGCAGGGACAAAGUUCCCAUCACAUGGUCCAUACUCAAAACAUGGAACUAGGUGAUGGAGACUGUUGGAUUGAGAAUUUAAGCUAAAAUACACUAGACACAUCAGUACAAUUUUAGGAGAGAGUUAAGAUUAUCUUACUAGUCACCGCUAGUGGGAAUUUCCCUGGAGCCAGAUGGUAGAAGGCCAGUUUUGAGACCAAAACUUAACUACUUCAAACCCCAGCAUUGGUAGAGUGUUUUUAUUACUUAAGCUAUACAGUUUAGUUAUUUCCACUACAACUGCCAAAAUUUGUAUUCUAAAAUCUCAAGUGUUUUUAAAUUAUUUUUGGCUGUCAAAUUUUGUCAGUACAUUGCAACCACAUUUUUCAGCCCAUUUAUAACAAUUAGUACAUUUUUACAUUCUCAUUGUGUACAGUUAAAAUCUUAUACAUGACAAUCUGUUACAUUUUUAUCAUAACCAUCUGUAUCACCAGGUCUAUGCUUUGUAUUGAUUUGUAAAAUUUAUGCUGUUUUUGAAUCAUUGAAUGUGACUAUCAGAAAUUUGAUAGUGCAAGAAAACAGGAGUAAAACUGUUUUAAUGAU